AUGUUCAACGAGAAUUUCUCGUUCUCGACGGCCGAUCCCGCCGCCGUUGUCGAGUCUACCAGCACCGAUAUCUCCCCAUAUACAUCCCGAUGCUCGUCACCCAGGUUCGAUGCAGUAGGCCCUCGAUCACAGCCUCGUCGAGACUCCCGCUUCGAUGCGUGGAGGUCUUUACGCCACCCAUCCGUGACUGCUCUGACCACCCAACUCGAGCAUCACGCCAUCACAGACAGUGUUCAAAGAGACUCGCCAAGUCCCAUGAUGUCGCCUUCGGAGUCGGCCUACGACCAAGACGACAGCUUCUACGAUGGCCCCACCACGCCAGCUACGACCUCUUCCGAUGAGUCGGCCGACUUCGACCCAGCGUUGUGGGAUCUUAGUGUUUUCGACCACAGUGCUACUUCAUCGCCGCGACCCUCGCUUUCACUUGAAGCACAGGCGCACUCGACAUACACCAUGAGACGCAAGCAACGUCAAGCUCUCGUUCGAUUGCAAUGUCUAGCGAAGCGCACGCCGGACAUCGCCAUGCUCAUCGAGGAGUGUCAUCCCAGCUCCUUGCCUCUUUCCAACGAGGCCCCGUGGUGUGGGAAAACCAGCAGGUCCAACAGCACAGUUAGUCUCGGCGGCUACAAGAUCGAGAAGCAACGAUCCGACACCAUGAGCUCGCGUCGGGCGCCGAAGAUCAGGAAGCGGACCAGAUAA
Messenger RNA from Cyphellophora europaea CBS 101466, 699 nucleotides. RefSeq lists its product as uncharacterized. The record is from RefSeq and is a predicted model, not a curated record. The transcript has a single exon. Bases 1 to 699 code for a protein of 232 amino acids. Lineage: Eukaryota; Fungi; Ascomycota; Eurotiomycetes; Chaetothyriales; Cyphellophoraceae.